AUGUCGAAACUCAGAAUUAUUCUCGCUGUUGUGCUUGUUUGCAUGGUAGCAGCAUGUUGUAUUGCCGAAACCACAGAAAGUGGAGAGUGGAAAGUUAAACUUCGUAAUGAAGAUUGUAAGAGAGAAAUGAAAUUCUCCUUGUCAGAUUCGAAUAAGGUUGCCGAAAUUGAAUCCACUGGUGGAUGUAAAUCAAAGGACCCAGAAGGACUUAUUCAAGGUUCUAUUGCUAAUAUUGAAUUCCAAUUUAAUGUCAAGAAGGUGCCACUUGUCAGAAUGAAAGCUCACACUGCUGUCAAAGUUGAUAAUGGACCAACCAAAGUUGUUAACAUGGGUGGUUUGUUUGGAUUCGAAAGAUUAUUCGAAUAUAUUAACAAUGAUGGAAAGGAUGGUUAUCAAGUUAAUGGAACAGACACUAUCGUUCGUUCAAUUGACUUGUCAACUGUUUCUUGGUCUCAAAUCACAGUUCAAAAGACAGUUUUGAAUGGUUCUUCAAAUUCUUUCAUUUAUGAAGCUUCUUCCCAAGCAACUAUUGCCAAUUGGUGUACUUUCAAAAUGUCAGCUGUCGUUUCUACUAGUGAAGUUCAAGUUACAAGCAAUAAGACUCUUUCUCGUUCUGGAGUUAUUCAAGUUUUGACUCCUUCCUCACUCAAAGUUAAUGUUGAAUUGACAAAUAUUCAAUAUACUGCUGGUAAUUCCUUAUUAGGUAUUAGUUCUAUCACUGCUUAUCGUGGAAAUUUGAAAGAAAAACCAACUCAAGAUAAGCCAGUUGAAGAAAAGCCAGAUGAUGCUUCUCCUGAUCAAGCUGUUAAUCAAUUUGAUGGAGAUGUCACUGAUCAAACUGGUUCUUCAGCAGUUGUUUUGCCAAAAGCAUUCUUCUCAUUCCAAACAUUUGUUUCUAAAUAUCCAACUAGCUCACCAACAAGUAUUUCUAGAUCUACUUUGGGAGUUUCACCAUUCGUUGAUGCUAACGAAGAUUCUGUCAAGCAAAUCAGAGAUGAUUUUGACACUAAGGGAAAGGUAAAGAGAUUUUAUGUCUCCUUAUUGGAAAGAGUUGAUAAUUUCGUUUGGGAUCCGACUGUUGGAUCAAGCACAUCUGGAAGUAAUGGAAUUUGGAGAGGAUUCAGUGUUGUUUUGAUGAUUUGUUUUGCUUUCUUCAUGUUGUAA
This is a messenger RNA of Naegleria gruberi, 1164 nucleotides long. RefSeq lists its product as uncharacterized. The transcript has a single exon. The record is from RefSeq and is a predicted model, not a curated record. The coding region runs from base 1 to 1164 and encodes 387 amino acids. NCBI's taxonomy places the organism in Eukaryota, Heterolobosea, Eutetramitea, Acrasida, Naegleriidae.